AUGGGCAACAAGCUGAGCUGCUCGUGCGCGCCGCUCGUCCGCAAGGGCUACCGCUACGAGGACACGCCCUGGCAGAACACGCGCCGCAGGGAUGGACACCUGCUGCGGCUGUGGGCCGAGGUGUUCCACGUGAGCGGCCAGGGUGGCGCCGUGAAGUGGCAGCAGGUGUCCGAGGACCUGGUGCCCGUCAACAUUACCUGCGUCCAGGACUCGCCCGACUGCGUCUUCCACAUCACCGCUUACAACUCGCAGGUCGACAAGAUACUCGACGUCAGGCUCGUACAGCCAGGCACCCGGCUCGGCCAGGCGUCCGAGUGCUUUGUCUAUUGGAAGGACUCGCACACCGGGGACACAUGGGGUCUCAACUUCACCUCGCCUCUGGACGCCAAGCAGUUCCGAGAAUGCUGCUCUCCCGCCUUCAAGUUUUCACGAAAAGCGUCUUCAUCCUAUUCGCUAAAGCUAGAACCACCAAAGCAGAAAUCCAAGAACAGCAAGCGAAAGCCCCAGUCGACUCCCAGCUCACCAUCGCGGGGUCGCGCCGAGCUCCAGUGCACCUGCAUGACGGCCGAGAACUUGCACCGGGCGAGAAACGGUCGCGUCCGCUACACGGGCGGAGCGGCCACCCUGCCCCGCGCACAGCAACUGUCCACCAGGCAAGGCCUAGAGCACACCCGAUCUGGUACGAGCAGCAGCCAGGCCUCGGCGCGGGCCACAGCCCGGGCCCAGGCUGUGGCCGCGGCCCUCACCGCGUCCUCGAAGCAGCAGCAACAACAGCAGCAACAGCAGGACGCGGCCUCGAGCAGCACGACGGCCGCGAGUGUACACGGAGCAGCGACGACGUCCAGGGCCACCACAAGCGGCUCGUCGGUUUCCUCGCACCGCCGCAGAGCUGCCGCCGCCGCCUCGGGUUCUCGGAGCGGUGGCGAGUCGAACCGCUUGCGGGACCAGUACGCGUCGCGCAAAGAGCAGGCCAAGAGCGUCGACUACAGCCCGUCCAGCCCGCAGCUGCAGGCGUCCAGCCGCUCCAAGAGCUCGGACAACGUGUUCGAGGAGGCGUCGGGCGGCGGCGCGCGCGGAGACCUGGCCGCGCUGAGCCUCGACUCGAACACGCUCAAACGAAUGCUCGACCCGCUUCCUCCAUCCUCUUCCUCCUCGCCCGACCAGCAGCAGCCGCCGCCGGCACAGCAGCAGCACAUGCACCAGCAACAGCAGCACCGGCGGUCGGUUCCCUCGGUGACACACGGCUCGACGACACCGCGACUCCGCGACCGCGAGCACCGCUCCGAGUCGGGAGGGAGGCGGAGCCUGGAGAGGAGCGUGGGCCUGGACCUGGCCGACGGGUCUCCGCCGUCGGACCACUUCCUGUACGACAACCUGUGCUACGCCACCACGCCGCCCAGCUCGAGCAACGACAGCGGCUCCGAAGAUGGGGAUGCCGCUGCCGGUGUCUCGGGAGGCGCCGUCGCCUCGGGCCUCGCCACCCCGAGGAGGCAGGCUUCGCACGAGGAGUCGCCCACGAGCAAGCUGCUCAUGGAGUACGAGACGCACCUCAGGAACGCGCUGGCGCGCGGGAUGGACGCAGAGAGCUGUAGUCUACACACGUUCGAGGCGCUGCUCACGCAAAGCAUGGAGAACGUCGUGGCCCUGAUGCGUGAAGUUCACGUGGAGCUGGAGGCGAUUCGGAAAGAAGAGCAGGCGCUCAAGACGCAGCCCAGCUUGCACGGGUUCCGGGGACUGCUUGAACAGCGGCUGGCCGCGUCCUCGGGGAGACCCAGCAGCGCGGGCCCGACUCUGAGUGCCGGCGGGUCGCUGUCGUCCAGACGGAGCACGCUGCUGUCGCAGGUCGGCACGGCGUCUUCGCUGAGCGUCGAGAGCAACCACGCCCUCUUUCCGCAGGCGUCGCUGGAGAGCACCGACUCGCGCGUCUACCUCACCUCGUCCGAGCGGCCGCCGGCUGCUGCCGCGGCAGCGGCGGGGCCGCCGUUAGGCCUAAGCGCGUUCGACAUGGUGAUGGCACUGGACGGCCUGACGCGGCUCUGCCCGUCAGUGCUCUUCGACUGGCGUCUGUACGCCGAGCGGGGUUGCCCCUCCUUCUUUCACAAGCAUCGGGGUCGGCUUCGUGUGGACGACUGCGAGCUCGCCUUCCUCAAACAGAUGUCUGACGACGAGCGGCUGUCGCUGACGACGGCAGUGAGCGACGAGGACGAGACGGGCGAGCCGCGAUCGGGCUCCCGCGCCGCCGGCGGUGGCGCGGCAGCGGCGGCCUCCUUCAACUGCACGGGUGCCGUGCGCAAGGCCGGAUUCCUUAGCGUCAAGAAGUGGCUACUGCGCAGGAGACACCAGGUGGAACUGGCUCGGAAGCGCGGCUGGAAAGGCUACUGGGUAUGCCUGAAGGGCACGACGCUACUAUUCUACCCGUGCGACAGCCGCGACGGUCGAGCCAUCGACUCGACGCCUAAGCACCUCAUCAUCGUCGACGGCGCAGUGAUGCAGCCCGUGCCCGAGCACCCCAAGAGGGACUACGUAUUCUGCCUCAGCACGGCGUUUGGCGACGCCUACCUCUUCCAGGCGCCGUGCCAGGUGGAGCUGGAGAACUGGAUCAACAGCAUUCAUUCUGCCUGUGCCGCAGCAUUCGCCAGGCAUCGAGGUCGCACUGGGACGCUACAUCUCCUACAGGAAGAGAUCUUCAGGCUAGAGAAAGAAAUUGAGUCGGACGCGAAGCUGAAGCACAUGGCCGAACUACAGUUGACCGUUGUGGUGGACCAGGAGUCCCGGCAGACUCUGUCGGACCAGAUCGGACAAUGGGAGGAGAACCUGGAGAGGCUACACUGCGAGCAGUUCCGUCUGCGCUGCUACAUGGCCUCCCUGCAGGUCUCCGAACUGCCAAACCCAAAGAACCUUCUAACUCACGUGUCCAAGGCCACCAAGGCGACGCUGAACAAGCUGGGCGUGUUCACCGUCUCCUCGUUCCACGCGUACAUCUGCGCGCGCAGCCCAUCGCUUCUCACAAACCUGCUCUCGGGCCGGGGCGCCACCAAGCGGAGGUCGCGCGCUGCACUUUCCAGGUCCAACAGUUCCAAACUUCUAAGCAUGCCUUCGUCCUCACUACAAAGCAGCCUAGACCUGCCUGCCUUAGGAGAAAAGAGCGUCAAGAUCAACUUGCCAGAUAAUCAAGCCGUAAUAGUAGGAGUUCGGGACAACAUGACCGUCGAAGAAGUGCUCUGGGUGGCCUGCAGCCGAAGGCAGUUGUCGCCCAACGACCACUUCCUACGCUUCCACAGGAGGAAAGACAUGGACGACUGCUACGUGGCGGCGCGAACCGAACUAUUCGACAACUUGACUUUCGAGAGUCUGGAGGUCUGCGCCAAGGUGCUGUACCAAGUGGGGCUUUCCCGGAGUUCCCUAGACCAGCUGUUCGGCUUCAGCGUGGAAGCCGAGCUGGUUGAGAACACAGAUCACCAGGACGAGCUAUGUGUUUACGUAAGCAGGGUGGAGGAAGGCAGCCUGGCACAUCAACAGGGGCUCAUGAAGGGCGACGAGAUCAUGGUGAUCAACGGGGCCAUCGUGAGCGACCUGGACAUGAUGUACAUCGAGUGCGUGCUGCAGGAGGAGCUCUCGCUCUGCAUGAUGAUGCGCUCGUCACGCACCGAGCCGCCGGACUUGGCGAGUGCCAUGCGCACCACGGACGACUACAUCGAAUCCCUGGUCUGCCCGCCGCCGCCCAGCGACAGCGUGCUCAGCGACGAGAUGAUCGGAAAGCUGAUCGUGCCCUCGCCCAUCUGGGGUUCUCAAGAGCGAUCUCCGGACACGUCGGGCCGACCGACGCCGUCGCCGGUGCCACCUCAGGACCAGUCCGGCCUCUCUUGCGACCAGAUAGAAAGCUUGCUCAAGGUCAUCGAGGACUCUUGUAAAAAGACCGCCGAGCAGGUGACCGAGUACUGCCGCGUGCCCGUGGAGCGGAGGCGGUCCAGCUUGGCCAGCGGGCUGCCCGCGGUCGCGGCUGCCCAGCAACCGGCACAGCCACCGCUGGUGGCGGCCGGCGCGGUGCCUGGAGCCGCCUCGGUCGGCCAGGCGAGCAAGCAUAUGUCUGACGUGGAGAGGCUGCGCAAGGUCAUCCUCGAGCUGGUGGACACCGAGAGGACGUACGUCAAGCACAUGAGCGAGCUGGUUGAGUGGUAUGUGGCGGCUUUGCAAAAGCGGAAACCCCCUAGUACUAAUGAAGUGAGCAAGCAUCUGAACAACCUGCUGGAGCACUACCUGGAGCCCAUGAAGAAGGAGACUCUGCUGUCCAACGCCGAGAUCAGCGCACUGUUCGGCAACAUCCAGGAAAUCGUGCAGUUCCAGAGGCAGUUCCUCCAGAGCCUCGAAGAAGCCAUCGCCGCCGAGCCGGACUUCCAUCGGCUGGAGCACCCGAGCCAAUUUAAGAACGUGUUAUUUGCCCUGGGCAACUCCUUCUUGUACUACGCCGACCAAUUCAAGCUUUAUAGUUCCUUCUGUGCCAGUCACUCAAAAGCUCAAAAGGUCUUGCACCCGAGUGAAGGCAACACAGCCCUCUCGGACUUCCUGCAAACGAGGAAUCCCAAGGGGCAGCAUAGUUUCUCCCUCGAGUCAUACCUGAUCAAGCCCAUCCAGCGGAUUCUCAAAUACCCGCUCUUGCUCCAGCAGCUCAAGCACCUCACGGACCCCCUCACCGAGGAACACCACCACCUCGCAGAAGCCCUCAAAGGAAUGGAAAGAGUGGCCGAGCACAUAAACGAGAUGCAGAGGAUCCACGAGGAAUACGGAGCCAUCUUCGAUCACUUGUACCGGCAGCACGUCAAAUCCUCGAAGCAGCAUGUGGACUUGAGCCCUGGUGAGCUGUUGUACUAUGGCGGCGUGGAGUGGCUCAACAUCUCCGAGUUCUUGGGCAAGAUCAAGAAGGGACUGGAGUUGCAUGCCAUGUGCUUUGUGUUCAAGACGGCCGUGGUCUUCCUCUGCAAGGAGCGCAUCAGGCAGAAAAAGAAACUCAUGGGAGGGUCAAGCAAGAACAACUCAGCCGAGGUGGAGAUAAUCCGAUACCAGGUGCUAAUCCCCGUAACCGAGGUCCAGGUUCGAGCCAGCAGCCAAAAGGACGCGGACUCGCACUAUCUCUGGGAGCUGGUGCACCUAAAGUCGCAAAUCCAGCGCCGGUCGGAGAAAGUGUACCAGCUGUCGAACAGCACGAGCGAGUUCCGGAACGCCUUCCUGCGCACCAUCCGGCAGAUCAUCCGGGAGUCCGUGCGCAACAUGACGGUGCCGGCGACAAAGCCGGCCGUGCGCGAGAAGCCCGGCACCCUGCGUCGGCUGGGCGGCAACGAGGGCUCGAGCGCCGCGUCAGCGGCCUCCGCGGGUCCCUCCACGUCGUCCAUGUCGCGCACGCUGAGCGGCAAGAAGCGCAACAAGUCGUCGCAGCGUCACUCUGCGGGCGACGCCAUCGAGACGUACGACAACGUGCCGGACCCGCGGCUGCCGGGACCCAGCAGCUUCCGGGGCACGCGCAGCCGCACCGUGGCCGACUCGAUGAACGGCAUGAGCGUGUCGGCGCGCGAGCUGGCGGCCGCCGCAUCCGAGGAGGACUCCGAGCGCUCGGACCGCUCGGACCGCUCCGAGCCCAAGGCGCCCACGAGCCUGAGCAGCGCGUCCUCCCUGUCGUCGUCGGGCGCCACGGCGCGGCUGAUCCAGUCGAGCCAGCCGCCCAGCUCGUACCAGCCGCCGGCGGCUGAGCAGGCCGGCUCGCCGGUGUGGAAGCCCAGGGCAUCGUCGGCAGACCGCGCGGGCCCCUCGGGACUGAACAGGCCCGACGUGAAGGAGCAGUUCUUUGUGUACGAAGACUACGGUGGCGCCGCCGUCUACCAGCAGCGGUCGAGCCAGCAGCAGCAACAGCAGACGCCUUCAUCUUCCAAGCAGUCCGAGUGCUGACUGGUGCCAAAGUCUAGCGCCGCCAACCGCCGCCGGGCCUUCGGCUCCUGAGCCGGGGAAUGGGGGAGGGUGGCUUUUUGUACAUACACGCAAGCUAUUAUCGUAGGUGAAAGAAAAAAAAACGGCGCUCAAAGCUCAACUUCUCACCACUCGCACGUGGGCCAAGUGUGGCUGGGGACCUCCGAGGCGCCAAUAAGCGAUCCCGCUCCGGUUGAUCUCUCGCGCGCCGUUUUGCCCGGCGCUCUCCUUGUGGACGAAAGACGCGUCUCCUCUCUUAUUCCCGGAUCAGAGUACCUGACUUUUACAUCGGGGGCGAGGGGGAAGAAAAACACAAACGCUUUCUUACACCCCGCAAGAGCAAAACUGCAAAGCAGCUCCAGCAGCAACGCUGCACCACUCUGCAAGCAUACACCGCAAGGAACGAUGCCGCACGGCAGCUCAAUGCAAAGCUGCUCGCGCACUUCUCGUAUGCGAUCUGCUGGCGUUACGUUGUUGCAACUUUCUCCUCUUCAAGAAGUGUACGUGUCAACGCAUCAGGCGCCCUUUCAUCUCUCAGUUGGUCUGUCCUCGCCACACCCAGUUUUGCUCUUCAUCCAACUUUCUUUGUUUGCAUCUGCGCGCACAGUUGGUGCCAGGUCGUUCAGCCAAUAAGAUUCGUUGUGCGGUCACAGCGACGUGCGUUCUCGCUGAUGUCAUCACAAUUCUUCCCCAUGUACAUAAUUGUACUUAACAUCCUUUCUAAACGUGUUAAAGGUAAAAGAACAUCGAAAUGCCCGACACAUUAGCAACCACGACAGAAACUGUUUUUCAAUCGCUCCUUCUUGAUUGCGCAGGACGCCGCUCAAGCAGGCGGGAUUCGCAGUAAAUCUUUAAUAAGACGCAGGAACUUGCACUCACGCUAAAGCUCGAUGUGUCUCUAGUUGCUCGCUCACGAAAAAAAAAUUCCCCUUGUUUUAAUUUUGCUAUCUUUGUUUGUUUGAUUUCGGAGACCAAUUAAGUACGCGAACCUAAGAAAUCAGGGAAGCCUCUUCGAUCACAGAGCCAUCGGGAAUGAAGCAAGGCACAAUUUAAACGCGAGUUUCAAGGGGUGAUAUUGUAUGUCAGAUGCAUGAUUGAGUCGCCUUUCUGCGGCACCAAACAGCGUUUUCACCUGCGAGAAGUAGCUGGAUAUCAAGGUGUAUGAAAUGUCAAGGGUCUUGCAGUCGAAAGUUUUUACCGUAUGGUGUACGAUUGCUCUCGUUGCUCUAUAAUAUGCAUCAUACGGGUGCUCGGGGUGGUUGACCGUGGCUAAAAGGAGUAUACAAGGUCUUGUCAACGUUAGCUCGUGGUUCUCUGCUAUUGGAAGGGAGUAUCACGGUAUCAUAUACAGUCGUUUGUGAUGCUCUACCGUGGUGUAAGGAGGUAAUGAAGGUCUCAUACAUGGUCGCUCGUGAUGAUCUGUGCAAUGUCGAAAGAGGGUAUAGAAGGUGUCAUAAACGGUUCGUCGUGAUCCUCUGCCAACGACAGGGAGUAUAAAAGGUCUCAUACAUGGUCGCUAGCAAUGUCUGCCACCGAGAGAGAGAGUGUGUAAAAGGUGUCAUGCGGUUGCUCGAAAGGCUCUGCCUUGGCUAAAGAGAGUAUAAAAGGUUUCGUACAAAGCCGCUUGCGAUCUUCUGCUAUUAAAGGGGGGUAAAAAGAUAUAUGCAGCUGCUGGCAAUGUUCUGUCAUGUUAGAAGAGAGCUCGAAAGAUCUGGGAUUACUGCCACGUUUUCGAACAAAAAAAGAAAAACUUCGGGGGUUGUUUUUACGUUAAUGGUAUCAAUCUCGACUGCAGGGGACACCCGGGAUUUUCGUGAUGGAAAAAAAAAGCUGGAAUUCUGUCUCAUUUCGAGACAUACUGCAUGCAUUGGUAUUUCUGUAGGCCUCGAUCCUUUUUCACCAAUGCCACUCGUGGGGACUUCAAUGCUUCGGCAGGGUUCUCCGCUGGCGACGCUUCUGACGGUGCUGCAAAACUUUGACCGUAUCUUCAGUCUCGGUGUUGUGGUUCUGUUAACGAUGGUUUCCCUUUCCGAUAACAUUGCCGUCUUCUUGUUUCUCAUUCGCUUUCGCGAAAUGAAUGGCUACAUGACUGGCGAAUGCGACGUUCGUCCAAAUGUGUACAAGAGGGGAUCAGGACGGACUCAAACAGAUCAUCCUUGUAUGCUCUGUAUGUUCCCAUCUUACAAUGGUUCGAUGCAUCCUGUUCGAUUACCAUGACCUGCUCAUACAGUUGGGGGCCUGUUCAAACCACAGGACAGGAGAGCAUCUCUUCGAAAGGAUUAUUUCGAUCUUCGAAACCAUGGCUCCCUUGCAAGAUCUGAUCCUCGUUUGGUCUCAUGCAAAUCAGUUGACGCCAUGUGGUUUCCUUACCCCUUUUCUCCGUCUUUUCUUCGGCAAUAUUUUGAAUUGUCGCGAAACAGUGUGCAAACUACGCUGUAUUUCGUUGGGCGAUGGCCUGAAUGCAAGGACCAUCCGUAUUUUGUAACUCUUCACCGCGUAAAUUUGUCUGAUUCCAGCUCUUAGCGCCUCAUCAGGCGGGGAACGUUGUAUUAUGGUUGUUACGGGGAUGGACGACUCAUCUAAAUUGGCUGUGCCAUUGAUGAUGGUUCCGUGUAUGGUCUCUUGAACACACCAAAAACAGCCAUUGCACUUUUUCUAUCCAUACGUUCGUUUAACUGGCGACCUUCGGGUAAUGGUAGGACUGCAUGUUAUGGAAGCAUCCACAUCCGACUGCACAUUUAAAAAACACACAAAUGGAGCAUAUCAACUGCAAGACCCAUAUGUGGGGGGCCCCAGCAUCGCUGACAAUGUGGAGCGCUUUUGUAGCGUGCAGUGGUUCAAGAUGAAAACAAGAAGCAAAAGUCUGCGAAUUGCCUCUUCUUGUUUGCCUUGGACAGAAGGACGAUGACUCUGACUGUACCCCUGCAUAUAGUGUACACUAAUGUACACUAGUGUACACAAGUGUACACUAGUGUACACUUACCCCUGCACAAGCUGAAAGGGUGGCAAGAUUGCCUUCUGAAGAAAGCUGCGUUCCACUGGAUUUGGCGGCGUAGACCUGCAGAGAUUUUCUGCAACUCUACUCUCCUCCUUAACCCCCAAAAGCCAUCAAAGCGCUCACGCGACGCCAGCUCCGAACGCAGCCUGAAGCAACGUGCGGUGUCGCCUGCUGACGUUAGAAAAAGCUACUCGCUCGAGCAUUUUCCCUUAGGCACUCGAAGAAUUUACUGACGUUAAUUCAACAACAAACCACAACGGAAGGCAUUUGUUUUAGCCAGUGUGUUAACGUUACUAGUCAACAUGGUGGUGUGGAUAACGCUCAUAUAGCAAUCCCGUUAUCCGCAUCGUUUGUGAUUUCAUUAUUUCUUACUUGCCACGGAGUAUACAGACUUCCCUGCCCAUCUCUGUCCCCGCCUCCCCCCAUCUAUCUCUCCCGAAACCCAUCUUAUGCGUACUGCAAGUUGGACUGUGGGUGUUUUGGAGACGAUGUUUGUACAAUAAUGAACUGGAGUCGACACAAAUGCAAAACAAAGAGGGAUUUGCCGGAGGUGUGCAUAAAUAAUGCGAGUUGUGUCGGAACCAUGCUCAAGCUGUUUUUAAGACGUUUUCCCCCGACGACACACAAACACAAGCACACGUACAUCCAUAGAUGAAAUGCAUGAUAGCAUGACCGCUGAACUCUGAUUACUAUAUGAAAUGCAUGAAUGUCAUCACAUCUUCUCAUGGCACAUCGUUCCCUUGUCUUGACACUUGUUUCGACGCAAAAACGUUCUCCAAAUGUCGUACGGAGGACACUCCAGGUGGAGAGAUUAAAAAAAAAACAUUAAAUGGUAUGGUAAGACUUUUUAUUCCAUAGAUCCAGAGUGUGUUAAAAAAAAGAUGUGUACUUUUAGACCUGUGCUACACUGUCUUCAAAAUGACUUGAAUCUUUCCGCUAGCCUUCGAUAUAUUGCAUUUGGUGCUGUGUAUAAAUGAAAACGCCAGUGUCGUCUCCUCUUCGCUUUGUGUUUUCGCUUCAGUUGUUCGCCCCCUUAGAGGUGUGCGUGACGAUGUCAAUAGUGGACGUCACGCCAAGCUAACCAACCCCCAAAGAGCAUUUCUUCUUCGUGCCACGUUGGCUCGUUUCUUUCGCCAAAGUACUCUGUCUGAUGUGUUGUUGCCCGUAGGUGUUCUAGCCUAGUAUGAAUAAAGUACAGCCCAUCCGAACGACGAAAAAAAAAGUCUGUAUGACAGGUUCACGAAAAAAAAAUUGCAGGUCUAAAUAAACACAUGAUGUAAACACAAAUAACACGCCAAGCAGACACGUUGUUCGAGAGUCUAUGGUAUAUAAUUAUGUAUAUUAUAAUACAAAUCACGAAAUAUCUAGCGGAUAUGACGUCUAGGCCGAAUAUAGCGACGGAAGGAGGCUAACAUGUUCGAGAAGCUCACUUCAUUUGAUGUAUUUAUUGCGAUAGAAACUCUUUUAAACGGCCUCUACAAACUAGCCAUACUACGACGAGGUAAGCGGCUGGAGUCGCGGCGCUCUCCUGCAGAGUUGGCCGCAACAUUAGCAAAGGUGUUUUAGGGGAGUAUAUUGACGCCCUGGAAGGUGAUGGGGAGUAUUUUCAAAGUGACCGGGAAGGUGUCCUGUACAGGAAUGAUGGUUUCGGAGUGGGCGUUGUUGGUGCCGCGAGGAGGAGGAUGAAAACUAUGAGCUUCUUUUAGAAUGUGAGUCGUCGGUUGCGGCUCAUACGUGUAGUGUCGUUCUUUCUUUCUAUAUCUAUUUCUUGUUUUUUUAUUCUUUAUUUCUUUUCUGGUAGUGGGCAGGAGAAAAAAAAAAGUAUAGCUCUACACUUAUAUUGUACACUUAAACGUGCGAAGAAAACAUAUUUGACUGUGUGCUGCUUGCGUGUGCAUGUUGCCGACGAAUGUGUGUACGUGUGUAUGUGUGUUUCUGUUACAAGCGAGUUUGAAGGCAUACUGUACACAAAUUUUUGUUUAUCAUAUUUCAUUUUUUCUUCGCUCAGUCCUUAUCAGGUGAGCAACAAAGAUCAACCCACUUCUCCUUUUACUGGGUCGCGUGGUCAUUAGAAUCACGUACUGGAUGACAUCUCCCUUUUUGAGGGUGAAGUGUUUCGUUUUCUUUCGUCGUGGUCUGUAUACCCGGUCUCGAUGGGUGUUAGGGAAGACAAUACUUCAGCCUGUGCAGCUUCGCACUCGUGGCCUCUAGGGAUUGCGCGUACUAAGAUGAGAGAAAAAAAAAAAGAGCUUAGUCAAACACUGUACAUUUGAGUUUGUCGACUUGAAAUGUUGAGAAGUAUUUAUUACGAUUUGUUGCUUGUUGCUAUGUGUUCUGUGUUGUUUGUCGCCGUUUGCAGUUACAUCCACCACUUAUUUAUUGCAUUAUUGCUUUGCUAUCCAUGAAAAGAAAACGUACAGUUUCUCUCAUGACCUGAUCCUGAUUUGUGCACGAAGUGGGCUGAAACGUAACGUAAAUGGAAUGUGUUUCUCAGAGCUCCCAUUCUGCGCUCAGCUUUAAGUGAAACAAGCGCAACGGAGUAAAAAAGAAGUGAAACGUACGUGUUACUCCGUGAAGUGUCGAUUAGUAGAGUGCAGUGGUACUUGCGUUAAAGGCGAAAGUUACGUGUAUAUAUGUACUUUAACCGUUUAUGUACAGGUUAAUCUCUUUAACGCUUACGCCGUUUAGUGUGGAUUCUCUCACCCCUACAAGGCGUUUUUUUUUCCUUACUGCAUAUCGAAUAAUACAAAUAUAUACCGAUUGGCGCUUAUUGUUGCUAUGAUGAUAUUUCCGCAAUUAUUUUUUUUACCCGAGUGGCUUCUUCUCGCCAGUCGUUUAUUUAUUUUUAUUUUUCCUAUAUCGGCGUGACUUUAUUUGGAGGUGCAAAGGCGUGGAAUGCACUCAAAUAACAAAGGGUAUUUCGACAGCACCACUACAGGGGUGUAGCAGCUCUUUCGGUGUUCUAACUCCUUUUUAAGGACUUAUUUCACACCAAGAAAGGGAGUCCUAGGAUGUAAACUUGCCGAAAGAGGAGUCGGCGUAGGUUUAAAAACUACUGCUUAGAAGUGCUAGAAGGAAGGUCGCCUUGUCAUGCCGUGAAGUUAACAAUGCUGGAGUAAAAACGGCCCCGGCUGGAGUGUAUAGCUAGAUAGGGUAACUUUUAGACUGUUGGCGCUCUCACGGGAGAGGGGGGGGGGGGGUUGCAGUGGUGCACCGAGGUGAAACUAACUUGGAGGAGAAAAGACGUAACGUGCCAACGCUGUGUAGCCUGAAGGCGCGCGUAGCUUGGGGGUGUUUCUUUCGCUACUUAAUCGAUGGACAACGGUGCCUCAAGGCCUGUCGUUCGCACCGGCAGAAAACGCACUUAGCGUGCGCUCCAGUCGAGCAGGGAAGCUCGCCUAACAGGGUUUUUUUCGACAGCAGAUCAAAUGGAGCCAAAAGAAUCGGACCACACGGCCGCUUCGAAGAAUCUUUCUUUUAUUUCGUCCUUUUCUCCUUAUCUUGGAGAUGUUUUACCGAGAAGUGUACGCAGUGCGCUUAGUUGAGCAGUGUUUAUUCGACCAUUACAACUAUAUAUAGGCAAGCUUACUACAUGGUUUUAGAUACUGGUCAGCAGCGUGAGUGUUUACAAAUGAAAUACUUUACUCCACUUAUAGCGACCAUACUUCGUUCUUUUACGGAGCGACAAGGGGCCGAGGCCAGUACGGGAUUACGACUCUGCGUUUACUAUAGUGUGCCACGUGAUUUUGACUGUGGUACAAAUGUGCGGAGAAACUAAUGAGUGAUACAGUAACGUUCCGUGACAGCCUGCGCACGCUGUCCUUACGAUACGACGCAACGCUCUCGUUUAUUUUGUUGCUUUUUGUGUGCGCACGCAGUACGUGAUCCAAAAUUUUCAGGAAUAUCAUUCAAGUACGAUAACGCCCUCCGUUCACCCGCAAGCUGUCUCAAAAGCGGCGCAGCGCUGUUAGUGCGGCCUGCGGGAGUCGGUCAACGUUUGAUGGCUGAAAAUAUGGCUUGAAAUGAAUUUAAUUGUGUAAUAACUUUGUACGAAAACGUGUGUACGCUGGCGUCGACGGGAACCGGCGAGCUGUUUUCACUGCAGCUUGCACUACGAGAACCUGAGCUCACCUGUCGGAGUUCACGCCGGUUUGCGAGACUGGGCAUCGCGCGUCGUCUGUGUGUUUCAAUUCUUCGGAGCGUAGCCCCCUUUUUUACCCCUUAUUUUCUCUAGAUAUACGGACGCGCUGCUUGUGCUUGUGUGUUAAGCUCGUGUUCACGACUGGCGUGGAUCGCCAGGACAACAAACACGUGGGUGGGCCGUACCACUCGUCGCAGACGCCACAAAUUGAUACGCGGUGACCACGUGGUAUACCACCGGUACUCUGUGUAAAACACUGUUAGGGUCAAAUUUUUUCUUUGACAAUGAGUGAAAUAAAAGGGAAAUAUUAACCACGCUGA
This is a messenger RNA of Rhipicephalus microplus (southern cattle tick), 13414 nucleotides long. RefSeq names its product guanine nucleotide exchange factor still life (gene sif). Gene Ontology annotation, biological process: small GTPase-mediated signal transduction; activation of GTPase activity. The record is from RefSeq and is a predicted model, not a curated record. Lineage: Eukaryota; Metazoa; Arthropoda; Arachnida; Ixodida; Ixodidae. Gene Ontology annotation, molecular function: guanyl-nucleotide exchange factor activity; protein binding.